AAUCCAUCCUUGUAAUUUUUCAUUAUGUUGGAAGCUGAGAAAAGGGAAGACGGGAAGAUCUACCGGAAUAUUCCCCGACCAAUCUCGAGAGAUCUGUUGCAGAGUUUCGUGUCCAAGAAAAACAAGAACAUGUCUGUUGAAGACGGAGAGGUAGAGAUUGAGCUAGAUUUAGGGCUUUCUCUCAACGGUAGGUUUGGUGUUGACCCACUAGCGAAGACCAGGCUGCUCACGCGUUCAUCUUCCAUUCCUGAUUUCGUGGUCAACGAUGGUAGAUCGGAGCUGCUGAGUAGGACUUGCUCGUUGCCUGUCGAGACGGAGGAGUGGAGGAAGAGGAAAGAUUUGCAGAGUUUGAGGAGGCUCGAGGCCAAGAGAAAGAGGUCUGAGAAGCAGAGAAACGUGAGAGUGCUUAGAGAGAAACAUAAAACAGGAGCUGGAGCUGGAGGAGGAGAAGAGAAGAUUGUUGAAGAAGGAUCGAUCGGAUCUUCUGGAAGUGGUUCCUCUGGCUUGUCAGAACUCGACAACACUCCUCCUCCUCCUCCUCCUCCUGUUCAAGCAACAACGAACAAGUCCAUAGAAACAAGCCCACCAAGUGCUGCUCCGGCGGCCAGAAACAUCAUAGACGACAUGCCGUCCGUGUCAACGACAGGAGAUGGACCGAACGGGAAGAAGGUCGAUGGGUUUCUGUGUCGGUAUAGGAAAGGCCAAGAGGUGAGGAUCGUGUGUGUGUGCCAUGGAAGCUUCCUAUCGCCGGCGGAAUUCAUUAAGCAUGCCGGUGGUAGCGACGUGACUCAUCCCUUAAAGCACAUCGUUGUAAAUCCAUCUCCCUUCUUGUGACCAUUAUGGUCUUUUGGGACAGUUUCUGUUUACUAAUUUGUUGUAUCCAUUCGGAACAGUGUUACAAAUUGUCAUAUCU
Brassica napus (rape) is the source of this 913-nucleotide messenger RNA. Its product is annotated as ninja-family protein AFP3-like. Lineage: Eukaryota; Viridiplantae; Streptophyta; Magnoliopsida; Brassicales; Brassicaceae. Gene Ontology annotation, cellular component: nucleus. The transcript has 2 exons. Gene Ontology annotation, biological process: negative regulation of DNA-templated transcription; signal transduction. The record is from RefSeq and is a predicted model, not a curated record. Bases 25 to 834 code for a protein of 269 amino acids.